Molecule: messenger RNA, 2391 nt
Organism: Scomber japonicus (chub mackerel)
Lineage: Eukaryota; Metazoa; Chordata; Actinopteri; Scombriformes; Scombridae
Product: torsin-1A-interacting protein 2-like
Exons: 8
Coding region: 174-1745 (523 amino acids)
Biological process (GO): membrane organization
Cellular component (GO): membrane
Molecular function (GO): ATPase activator activity
Source: RefSeq, a predicted model, not a curated record
AAGGAAGCUGACGUUGGUUACCCUCCGUGGCGAUGAGAUCGAGGGCAGAUUGGCUAAGAACUGAUAAUAACAAGUAACCAUUUAUAUAUUACUUUAGGUGAUUAAAGUUGAACGACGGCAGUUCUUCUACAUUACAGUCAGGUGUCAAGAAGGAAGACAUUGAGUCCAAAGAUAUGGAUCAUCAGUCAGGAUCCAGUGAUCCAGCUGAGAAGAGUAGCGUGUCUUCUUCACAAGGAACGUCUUGUACAAAUGAGGACAAAACGGUGAAUGUACAUGAGACAGACGCUCCUCAUCUGACUGACAGUGGAGAUCACGAUGAUAACAACGGAGGAACAUCAACAGAUCAGCCAGUAGAUAAAGAUGAAGAUGAAGUCACAGCGGGGAUAAAUGCACCAGAAGAAACUGCUCCUUCAACUGUGGAUAACACAACAGAAGAUCAAGGAGUUCCACCUAAUGUCAAGCCUAAUGAUAAAUCCAAAGACAUCAAGGGCACAAGCACUAAAACUGGAAAGGGCAGUGAUCCAGCUGAGAAGAGUAGCGUGUCUUCUUCACAAGGAACGUCUUGUACAAAUGAGGACAAAACGGUGAAUGUACAUGAGACAGACGCUCCUCAUCUGACUGACAGUGGAGAUCACGAUGAUAACAACGGAGGAACAUCAACAGAUCAGCCAGUAGAUAAAGAUGAAGAUGACAUCACUGGGGGGAUAAAUGCACCAGAAGAAACUGCUCCUUCAACUGUGGAUAACACAACAGAAGAUCAAGGAGAUCCAUCUAACGUCAAGCCUAAUGAUAAAUCCAAAGACAUCAAGGGCACAAGCACUAAAACUGGAAAGGAUGAUGGAAGACGCCAGAAAAAGGCUGCGGCUGCUGUUGCAAGAGAGCAAAAGUUAACUCGAGGGACACAACAAAAUGUUGAAACCAUCGGCCCUACCAAUAAAGAGAACACCACACAUCCAGCUCCAGGGGCUGCUGGCAGUUAUGGAGGAAAAGGAAUACUGGUAACUAGUGUUAUAACAGUACUUGCUGCUGUGCUGGUUUGGUAUUUACUCCACCAACCUGAGCCUCAACCUCCAAAAAAACUGCAGCAAAUAGACAUCUUUCUCAGGCAGAUGGAGAAAGUAAAGUCUCAGUUUCCUAACCAGCGGUCUGAGCUGUGGAAGAGGAGCAGGAUCCACCUGGAGAGACACCUCAACACAACCCAGCCCACAGAGCCAGUCAGUCUGAUCCUGACUGCAGGUCUCAGAGCCAAGAGGACACUGCGGUGUCUGGCUCAGGGCCUGGCCUCCACCUUCUCUUCUGCCCUCAACGCCUCCAUCCUCCACAUCGAUGGAGCCAGCAAAGCCAGCCAGGACAGCGACGAGGUCAAGCUGGACAUCGACAGCCAGUUGCAGGGAGCUUUCGAAGGAGACAAACCCGUGGCUGUGAUCCACCGCUUUGAGGAGCUGCCCCCAGGCUCCACCCUCAUUUUUUAUCGCUACUGUGAUCAUGAGAAUGCGGCCUACAAGAAGACUUUUCUGAUCUUCACAGUGCUGCUGGAGGAAGAAGAGGAGAUACCUACCAAGAUUAAUUUGAGCGCUGUGGAGGAGAUGGUGGACGACCAUCUUCAGAAGAAGUUCCUCUCUCAUGGCCAUCCUGUGGCUUUUGACAGGAUGGACCUUGACAAGUAUGGUGGACUGUGGAGCCGUAUUUCCCAUCUCAUCCUACCUGUUGCAGCAGAGAAAAGGAUAGAAGAUAAAGGGUGCUGAUGGACAUGAAACACUCUUGCACGAACUCUUGUAUGAACGUCAAAGCACUAAACUACCGCCUAUAUGUCAGAUCUCUCACUGGGUGAUUCUGGCCACUCUGAGGGUUGUUGCAGUGAUUUUACACUAUGUGGUUAUCAUGAAGCUCACUAUAGAUGAAGGCAUCCAGUAGAAAUAAGCACCCAAGACCAAUAUCACACUGUGAGAUAUUUGGUUUUUGGCAUUUAUCAUGUAAAAAUGUUUUACAAAAAGGCUUUGGCACUUUAUUAUUUUACUUAUAUGAUCAAAUGGUAUUACUUCCAAAUUUCAUGUGAUUGAACUGGGGGUCUGUGUACAAUUUGAUGGUAACUGCUGAAAUUUGUAUGGUAUAAAUAUAAUGUUUUAAUGUUAAGGGUAUUUAAUGUUAAAACUGAUUGUUCUUCUCAGAUCUCAAAGAGUUAGAAGGCAAAACUCUUAAUUACUAUAAAACAAAGGAUUUAUUAUUUUUUGGUGACAAAGGCCUUUUCUUAAAUUCUCAACUCUACAGCGCCUUAACCACACUUCAAUUGUUCUAUAUUCUAUAUACAUAUAUGUAUGUCACACCGCAGGGAGAAAUUUUAUGGAAGAAAACAAGUGGAUAAAUGAAAUGUGCCUUAAAUUGUAAAUAAAC